AUGGCGCCUCCCACAGAGUCCUCCACGGCCACCAGCGUCGAGGCCUCUACCGGCUCCGUGUCUCGCCGCAACGCCUCACAAAACGAAGCAGAUCUAACCUCAGUGGAGCCCGUCAACGGCACGACCAAGGACCGGCCGUCCAAGCCCAAGACACCGCAGAAAAAGUAUCGCCAUGUCGCCGCGGUGCAUUCCCAGACGAGGCCGUCGUGCCUGAGCCACGACUCCCCUGCGGCCCCUAGCUUUCUCGGAUUCCGCAAUCUCAUGGUCAUUGUGCUGGUUGUUGGCAAUCUGCGAUUGAUGAUUGAAAAUAUUCAAAAGUACGGCGUCUUGAUCUGUAUCAGGUGUCACGACUACAGACGUCAAGAUCUCUUCCUGGGUCUCUUGCUUUAUUUUCUCAUUCCCUGCCAUCUGUUUGCGGCAUACCUGAUAGAGCUUGUAGCCGCCAAGCAGGCUGAAGGGUCAAGGAAGCGAAUCAAGGACAACAGCGUUGGCCCUUCGGAAGCAGAGCGCAAGAAGUUCCACUCGAUUUGGGUUCUCGCGGCUUUGGCCCAUGGAACAAACAUCACUCUUGCCCUCGCCAUCACCACUGUCGUGGUCUAUUUUCAUGUUUAUCAUCCGUUGAUUGGCACAUUGACCGAGAUGCACGCCAUCAUCGUGUGGCUCAAGACGGCCUCGUAUGCAUUCACCAAUCGAGAUCUCCGUCACGCCUAUCUGCAUCCAGUUGCGGGAGAAGAAGUGCCUGAGUUGUACAAAUCCUGCCCAUACCCGCGAAACGUGACGAUGAAGAACCUGGUGUACUUCUGGUGGGCUCCAACCCUGGUGUAUCAACCUGUUUAUCCGCGGACCGACAAGAUUCGAUGGGUUUUUGUGUUUAAGCGACUCGGAGAGAUCUUUUGCCUGGCUGUCUUCAUCUGGGUUGCCACCGCUCAAUAUGCAACGCCGGUUUUGCGCAAUUCACUCGACAAGAUUGCCUCUCUUGAUCUACCCAACAUCUUGGAGCGACUCAUGAAACUUUCGACAAUCUCCUUGGUCAUCUGGCUGGCUGGCUUCUUUGCGCUCUUCCAGUCCUUCUUAAACGCCCUUGCCGAGGUGAUGAGGUUUGGCGACAGAUCGUUCUACGACGACUGGUGGAAUAGUGAAAGCUUGGGCGCCUACUGGAGGACGUGGAACAAACCUGUUUAUACUUACUUCAAGCGCCAUGUCUAUAUGCCCAUGAUCGGACGAGGCUGGAGCCCUGCUGCUGCCAGUUUCGCCGUCUUUUUUGUUUCUGCGGUUCUUCACGAAAUCCUCGUUGGUGUUCCAACGCAUAAUAUUAUCGGCGUCGCUUUCUUCGGCAUGUUUCUCCAGCUCCCUCUCAUCGCCAUUACUACCCCGCUUGAGAAGAUGAAACUCGGCCAUGGCGGCCGCAUCCUUGGAAAUGUUAUAUUCUGGGUUUCGUUUACAAUUUUUGGGCAGCCAUUCGCGGCGCUGAUGUAUUUCUACGCUUGGCAGGCCAAGUACGGCAGCUGUACCGACCCUCUUCCUGUAGCUUACAUAGUCGUCACCAAAGAAUUCGACCAGUUUUCCUUCUUCAUGGAUGAUUCUCCCCCGGAAAAAAACGUACAGCACAGCCGAAUAAGCGACAAAGCAGACCACAUUGCCCAGCACGAGCUGCGUGCCCAAGCCCCAGUAAAAGAAUCCAAAGUAACUGGGAUGUCUUAUCCAUCCAUAGAUGCCCGUCGUCACGAGAAGAUGGGAUUGCGCCCUCCUCGUCUGGAUUUGGUGGUUGAAACUAGCCCCAGCGUGCAGCAUCGCCAAGGAGCGAACAGCCUGGCCGACGAGGACCAGGGAGAGGCCGACGAGGAGAAGCACCUGGCCAGAGCCAAAGGGGGCCCAAUGCCGGUCAGGGAAGAAGGUAGAGACAAUCGUACACUCUAUGAAGGCGGCCGAGUGGGCGAUGGCGUAGGCCGGCCAGUUUGCCGUGAGCAGGAAGCUGUCGAUGCUGACGACGGCGGUGUUACGCUCGGCCGUGGUCCAAAACUCCAAAAAGUGAAAGGUGGAGAGGGCGAGGAGGAAGAAGGGGACGCGCCAGAUGGGGCUGUCCGUGAAGAGCAGGGCGCUCACGAUGCCGACGACGCUGACGGCGAAGGCGAUGCCCAGGCAAAAGGCGCGGAGGGCGAUUCCGGAGAGCGACUUGGGCUGCCCGGGGAGGAAGGGCUUGAGGAGGUGUUCGGGCUGGCGCGGCGGCGGAGCGUUGCGGUUGGGAUUUGA
Messenger RNA from Trichoderma aggressivum f. europaeum, 2250 nucleotides. RefSeq lists its product as uncharacterized. The transcript is spliced from 5 exons. Gene Ontology annotation, cellular component: endoplasmic reticulum membrane. Gene Ontology annotation, molecular function: diacylglycerol O-acyltransferase activity. Gene Ontology annotation, biological process: triglyceride biosynthetic process. NCBI's taxonomy places the organism in Eukaryota, Fungi, Ascomycota, Sordariomycetes, Hypocreales, Hypocreaceae. Bases 1 to 2250 code for a protein of 749 amino acids. The record is from RefSeq and is a predicted model, not a curated record.